AUGGGUCAAAGGGCCACGAGAGUGGAGAGCCUACUCGACAGCCAGCAACCAGUUACCGGCAGGCGGCAGCCGCACUAUGCCCAGACAACCCAAGCGAAUGGAGCCAAUGAGUUCUCCAACCACGAGCAGGACAUUAUUAGACAGUCCUUCAGCACUGGGAACCACACUUGGAUGAAAGAGUCCCUCCCAGUGGAACUUGGGCCCGAUGCCAUCCAUUUGCUCCGUCGCCAGAAAAUGGAGCGAAAUCGCUUGGCCGAGCCGGUGCCACAGACCUGGUCCAAGAUGACGCAGCUCUGGGGAGGGGGCUACUACCAGGAGUUUGAGUACAUGCCGGAAGAGUACAAGGACAAGAGGGGCCUGCUCCCGAGGCAAGCGGAUCCAGACAAGCGGUCCAAGAUCGCAAACCACGACUGGCGCUACAACUCUCAGGAGAAGAGGCUCAAGCACGAGCCCAUGCUCAACAACCUCAGUGCUGACAAGGAGCAGUACCCAUACCUGGGUGGCGACAAGGAUGCUGAGCUCGAGGCAACGAAGCUGUUCCUUCGCUCGGUGGCCGUCGGCGCCAAGACGACACUGAACAAGUCGCAGGAGAAGUUUCUGCAGUCGAAGCAGUCAGCCAACAUGUCCGCCUGGAUGCAGGACAAAGCUCAGAUGACCUCAGAAAGUUCAUUUCUAGCCGGCCGAGGUAAGGGCCUGGACGACAACUCUCGAAGUAGCCGCAUGACUCUGCCGAUUAUGGUUCAGCGCCUUCAGAGGAAGAUUGACCAAGAUUGGGAGGGAUCGACCGUGGUGGUCAGUGCGACGGAUCAGGACCUGAUCCAAGUCGCUUUCCACAUGCACACGGUGGACUCGGAGCGCGGCGUUGUCGCGUACAUGGGAGUUCUGUCCAAGGACAUUGACCUCCUGGGUACGCUUGGGCUCCGCAAGGUCAGCCAGCUCUGGGGAAUGCAGAGGGAUUUCAGCGACGAGCUUCCCGCAGGAGACGGAGCCGAGCCUGGUGAGCACACCUGGAUGUUCUUCCUGCUGGCUCCAAAGUGGGUCAAGAUGCGGCCCACCGACGCUUACUACACGGUGCAUCCCAGGUCGCAG
Molecule: messenger RNA, 1089 nt
Organism: Symbiodinium necroappetens
Lineage: Eukaryota; Dinophyceae; Suessiales; Symbiodiniaceae
Source: the annotation of a GenBank genome assembly